AGAAGAAGGCGGGACACACUUUGUACGGGGUCUUGAAGGCGCAUGGCGCGUUUGGAGUUUACGUCGUUUUGAGGAAACCACAACGCUGGAGUGUCGCGUGAUACAGAUGCUAAAAUAAUUUUUAAUCGCUGUUAUAAUGACAUAUUUGAAGGCAUUCGAACGGACUCUACACUAGCUAGGCUCUGAGUCUGAAACGUUCGUAGGAAGAUUUGUCCGGCAGCGAUGUCCCCGCCGGCUGCGUCCGAUUCCGAGCAGUCAGCCGCCGUGGUCGUGCCUGCUGCUCCAUCCUCCGCCAGUCGGCCCUUCGGCAGCUGCUGGGGCUGCCGGGUCCUGUCCGGCGGCGGGCUCAUCCUCUCGGGCGGGUACGUGUUCCACGCGGCCCGGCGGGUGAUGCGCCAGGGCGGCCCGACCUCCAUGGGUACGGUGGCCCAGAUCGUCUUCGCCGCAGUUUUGGCUUCCUGGGGGAUUGUGCUGAUUACUGACCCGGUUGGGAAGUCAAGCAAGAAGACAUGAAGAGCUCCAGCUUCAACUUCCAGUCUUCUCACAGUGUCCCUUAACAUGUGACCCCUCUUUUUUGGUUCACUUUCAGGGAUAAAUGCAGGUCUUUCAGUGUCUUGACCUGUAACUUUAACCACAUUGUUACACUGCACUAAAAUAAAUGUGUUCUCUUGAU
Molecule: messenger RNA, 673 nt
Organism: Scleropages formosus (Asian bonytongue)
Lineage: Eukaryota; Metazoa; Chordata; Actinopteri; Osteoglossiformes; Osteoglossidae
Product: distal membrane-arm assembly complex protein 1
Exons: 2
Coding region: 223-513 (96 amino acids)
Source: RefSeq, a predicted model, not a curated record